Molecule: messenger RNA, 1669 nt
Organism: Anopheles coluzzii
Lineage: Eukaryota; Metazoa; Arthropoda; Insecta; Diptera; Culicidae
Gene: loj
Exons: 2
Coding region: 126-1343 (405 amino acids)
Biological process (GO): intracellular protein transport; Golgi organization; endoplasmic reticulum to Golgi vesicle-mediated transport
Cellular component (GO): endoplasmic reticulum-Golgi intermediate compartment; Golgi apparatus; COPII-coated ER to Golgi transport vesicle
Source: RefSeq, a predicted model, not a curated record
CAAGCGGCGAGAGAGAGAGUGUGCGUGCAGGCUGUCCUGCUCGCACUGCCUUUCACCAGCAAGCCGUCUGCCUCGGCAGCAGCACAGCACCGCGCAGCACAACCAGUUGCAUACACCGUGAAGCGAUGGUCGUGUGGAAAGGUUUUACGUGGCAAAGUAGGCUCCCUCGCGGGACGGUCGUGCUGUAUGUUUUAGUGUUUUGUCAAUUGUACGUUCUUGUUGGGACGCAACAGCACCAGCAGCAGCAGCAACAACAUCCUCCACCUCAGCAGCAGCAGCAGCAACAACAUCCACCACCGCAACAGUAUCAGCAGCAGCAGCAGCAGCAACAGCCUCCACCACAGCAGCACCAGCAGCAACAUCCUCCUCCCCAGCAGCAACAGCCGCCUCCACCCCAACAGCAACAACAGUUCCAGCAACAACCGCCUCCCCAGCAGCAGCAACAACAGUUCCAACAACCGCCUCCCCAGCAGCAGCAACAACAUCCACCACCUCAGCAGCAGCAACAACAAUUCCAGCAACAACAGCCACCUCCCCAACCGCAGCACCACCAGCCAUCGCCGCCGCAGCAGUUCCAGCAACAACAACAACAACAUCCGCCUCCUCAGCAAUUCCAGCAGCACCCGCCUCCGCAGCAACAGUUUCACCAGCAGCCACCUCCGCACGAGCUCGGCGGACAGCACCAUCCACCGCCGGUAGUGUCGCUGCAGGACAUCCCCGAGCACGACCGACCAUGGUACGAAAUGCUGCCAGCGGUCGCGAUGGACUACAAGGUGCACAUCGAUGCCGGCAAGGAGGAUUGCUACUUCCAGUACGUCCAGCAGGGCAGCACGCUGUACGUAAGCUUCCACGUAAUCCGGGGCGGUGACGGGAUGGCCGGCUUUGCGGUGCGCAAUCCGCGCGGCGAAAUUGUCCACCCGUACCAGUGGCAGGCGUCGAGCGAUUACACCGACGGUGCGGCCAUGGGCGGCUUCUACGCCGUCUGCAUCGACAACCAGUUUUCGCGCUUUGCCAGCAAGCUGGUCAACCUGUACAUUACCGUGAUCCGGUACGAGGAGUGGGAAAAGUUCACCAAGGAGAUCGAAGAUUUGAACGUCAACAUGAACAACUUUACGGGCACCAUUUCGACGGUGGAACGGAACCUGAACGCCAUGUUCCAGUAUCAGGCCCACUCGCGCAACAACGAGGCCCGCGAUUAUGCGCUGAUUCUGGACAACAAUGCGUACAUCUGGAAGUGGUCCGUGCUGCAGAUCCUGGUGAUCGUGUUCACCACCUCGGUGCAGGUGUACUUUGUCCGGAAGCUGUUCGACAUCAAGACGGGCAGUGGCAAGAGCCGCAUUUAGACGCGCGAAGCAGGAGAACGGGGCGCAGGAACUGACUGCUGUUGUUCUAGUAUUGUUACUUAAAAUGUUAAAUAUGCCGCCUGGUGUGUGGCAUCCGGAAUCACGCACACACGGACCAACGAACGCACGCAACAGACACAUUCCCCUUCCCCCCCCCCAGGGCGGCCAGAUUGUAUUACAGCCGGUCGAGAAAAUGUUCUUCCAAUUCCUUCUACGUUAAUGUAACUUGCUUCCAUUGCAGUACAGCAAAAGAUUGAUUUCGCAUCCUUAUCUGUCAGGGUUUGUGCAAGUGAAAAUACAAUCGAUUGCUUUUGUUGUGCACUCCA